Molecule: messenger RNA, 2120 nt
Organism: Prorocentrum cordatum
Lineage: Eukaryota; Dinophyceae; Prorocentrales; Prorocentraceae
Source: the annotation of a GenBank genome assembly
CGCCGGGGCUGCCGCGGCGACACGCUGACCGUGUCCAAACGCUGACCGGGUGUAGACCGUUCUGGUCGACAGGUUCCCCAGGCUGCCAGGUCUUGCAGUCUAGCAACAAUUCACAGUUCGGCGGGGAGCACCACAAGCCGCUCGCACGCCAUCUGGCCAUCCGUAGCACUUCCUGCUCAUACGAUGAAGUAUGAUCUCAGCUGCUUUGUCAUGAGAGAUCAAUUCAGCGUCUGAGCAUCAGACAGUUGUUUGCGAAUCCGAUUUGCUUGGGAGCAUCAUGGGCGGUCUGCAUGUGCUGUUCCUUGUGGCGCUUCCAGGUUCUGCUUCAGGUUUCCGCACCUCCCUUGAGCUGAGGCCGCAGCUGUCGGCUGCGGGGCAUGCGGGGAGUCCGUGCAGAGGCGGGGGCUGGCUGUUUUCCGACGGCUGCCCCGCGGAGCAGGUAACGGACCUCGAGGGGAAGCGAAUACGCGUGGCGUUGAGCUGCCUCAAGAUCGGCAGCGGGAAGCCUGACGAAGUGGUCGGCUGGAACGAGGAAGGGGAAUGCUUCAUUCCAAGGGGGAAGCAGUGCGACGAGGACGGUCAAUGUCGGAAGGGAACAUCCUGCGUAUUGGACGCGGGUGGAGAUGCGUACACGUGCCAGGAGAUCGCCGCUGGCCAUUCUUUCGGCGAUGAAAGUGCCGACGAGGUUGCCGCCCACGUGGCCGUGAUAAUCCGAUCCAUGGCUGAGGGCAUGUUGAACUCUGAGCUCCUGGCUGGCGUGCGAGCUCCUGGUGGGUUUGUGGAUGAAAGGUCUGGCACCAUAUCUCCUUAUGCAGCAAGGCCACCACUUGCAAGGCAGGUGCUUGCCGAGGUGGCGAGGUCUUUCUCGAGCGCCAGGGUGAAGGGAGAGGAUGCCGCGUCGCGCUCGGGCUCACUCUUUGUUGUCUCGGGAGACGGCCGGUUUCUCGCGAAGAGCGUCAGAGAGCAGGAGUACGAGGAGUUCGCUGACCGCCUCGUGGGCCCCUUGGCUCGCCAUGCCGAUCUUGCAAACGCGGCGUGUCAGCCUGCGUCCCUGGAUGCUUGCUGGGCGGAGGCGGCGCUCGAUCGCACAUCCCUGAACAUACCCGUGCUGGCGUUCGUGCACGAUGACCGCUACUGGGUGGUGAUGCCAGCGAGCGCUCAGUUGCGCGGGCUUGCAAUUUCGCGUUCCACGGCAGACCUCCAGCCGUUGGGUGCAGCCACAUACUACGACGUGAAGCCCCUCCCAGCGAAGAGCGCAGCACGCGAGGAUUUGGUUCAGACGCUUGCAGCGUUGGGCAUGAACCCGACAGCGCCGGCUGCGAGCACUGAGAUGCGGGCGCAGUGGGCAGCACUGCAGGAAACGGUGGCAGGCGACCUGGAGUUUCUGUCCCAGGAGGGUUCCGCCGACGCUCCCUUGAUCGACUACUCCUUUUUGUUCGAGGUCUACGCGCCCGGCCAGAGGGUCGACAUGGAGGGCAGGCACUGCCUCGAGGCGCCGUCGUGCUUCGGCGAGGACCCGGCCGCUUGCCGCGUGCUCUGCGUGUCGAUCAUUGACUUCUUCACCAGGUUUACGCUGAAUCGAUGGCUGGAGAGCUGGUGGAAGCGGUUCAAAUUCCAUGACUAUGCAGAAAAGGCAAAGGACUUGUUCGAAUGCCCCCUGAGCCAGAGGUUUCCCUCACCGGGUGGCAAAGGCAGUGACAUGGUGAUCAAACCUCUGCAUGAUACAUUUGUCGAAGUGGUGGCCAGCGUCAAGUGGACCGAGCCAUACAGAGCGUCUGCUUGCCAACCCUACCAGGAAAUGGCAUGCAAAGAUGUUGUCUGGAAGGUCUUCGAAGAAGAAGAUUGUUUGCCACCUUUUUCAAAACCUCGAAACUGCUUUAACGCGACGUGUACAUUCCGAGUCGAGGCGCAUUAUUUGGACCAGUGUGGUUCUUGGAUGCACGAGUGGUGCCAGAAGAAGAUCUAUGACUACAAUUCCGCGCUGGACGAUGAUGACGACGACUGACCUCCCAGCAAGGCUACUGACUGGUCAAAGCGAAUUGCCAACACAAACUUCGAAAUGACCGGACAACACAAAAACGACGCCGCUUGCACGCCGUUUCGACAUGCCAUUGCUUCGG